Betta splendens (Siamese fighting fish) is the source of this 8460-nucleotide messenger RNA. It is a transcript of the gene arid5b, whose product is annotated as AT-rich interaction domain 5B. The transcript is spliced from 9 exons. Gene Ontology annotation, biological process: regulation of transcription by RNA polymerase II. Gene Ontology annotation, cellular component: nucleus. Gene Ontology annotation, molecular function: transcription cis-regulatory region binding. Bases 3046 to 6354 code for a protein of 1102 amino acids. NCBI's taxonomy places the organism in Eukaryota, Metazoa, Chordata, Actinopteri, Anabantiformes, Osphronemidae. The record is from RefSeq and is a predicted model, not a curated record.
ACACUGCCCUCCAGUGAAUUCCUCGCCGCCGCUGGAAUAGCAUGUAAAUUAUUACCAGCUUUUUUAGGAUAGUGUAAUUUGAAACUUUUCAAAUGGAAUAGGAGCCACUUCAAAGGCCUUAACGACCCGCUAACGCAGCCCGCUAACACUGUCCGCUAACGCGACGUAGGGGCCGUCGGCGGCGUUGCCUGACGCUCCUCAGCCGUUUUAAUGACACGUCAUCACGCGCGAGGCCUCUGCUGCUCUUUGGGCUUCUUCCACUCUGUCACCGACCGCUCCAGCAGACAAACAUUCGCCUGCAGCCACACUUGCACCGUUAUCCUGACCUUUGAGGUCAGCGCGGGCGCACGUUUUGGGCCCCGGCCCGUGUUUUUCGCCCGCAGCCGCGGUUCCUCGGACCCGCGGAGCCCAUAGGUGCUGCUGCUGCGGAGCUGCAGUGACUCGAGUGGAGCUGACACGGGUUUUUUGGCGCGGUGUCACCUUUCGUGACGGACGCCUCGCCCGCUUCCAGAGAGCCUUUGAAAACGACUGUUAUCCGCGCUAUUUGUCUCCGUCGUUUGCGGCCGCGCUCGGAUGCAAAGUUCAUACAUCAGCCGGGGCGCGUGUAAGAGCAAUCUCAUAAUGGAAUCAGUGAAUAAAAGAUGAGUUCAGCACCCCGCAGAUAUUACAGCAACUUUGAUGCAUAUGAAUAAACUGCAUGCAUUAAGCGCCGGAACAUUGUGUACAAUCAUUCUCACCUUUUAAAUGCUGCACCUUGAACUCCUUCUCGUCUUGAGUCAGUCAAAAACAUAUUCUAAUUCAAUUGUCCCUGGCUGACUCCCUGAGCUCCUCUUUAAUUCCCAGAUAAGUUUGUUUUGGGACGCUGAAGCCAAGGUCAGUCGUGGGGAGGAGAGACAGAUAAUGAACUCAUAUUGUGUUUCAUACCCUCGUUCUGUCUCUCUCCUUCUUUUCCUCCUCCUCUGUCUCCUCAUUGUGCAUGUCACCAUGUCCAUUACUCAAUUACUAAUCUCCUUUGGCCUCAGGAAUUCCAGGGCUGACCUCUCGGAGGCAGCGGGCUGAAACCCCUCCCGGCGUGACGGGUGGUGGUGGGGGGGUGUGUGUUGUGGAAAGGCGCCACCCACCGGGAGCUCGCACCCCGUUUGACUCCCCGAGCCCCGAGUCCUGUCGGAGCGAUGAGCCGCUCGGCCGCGGAGCGCUGACAGGCCGGAACGCCCGCGUCACCGGCCGCGGCGCCGCGGCCCGGAUUUCUCACGCCGGAUUGUUGGGAGUGAUAUGGAAUAUUUCAGGGUGCAUUGUUUCUAAUCGGAUCACCCAGUGCAGAAUCGGGAAUGUCCCUCAUGUGCCGCUUGGCCGCCAGUACAUCACCGCAUCCAUAGAAAUUGAAUGAUAUGGAUUUUAGCGAAUUUAAUUUCAAUGAGGUUGCCGGAGUGUCGUGUAGCUGGAGCAGAGUUAUCUACGGUUUCACAGCAGACGCCUGCGUUUUUACCACUUUCAGUCCAUUAUGUGCCGUCGUAGCAAUAAAUUCAGCCCGUAAUGUUUUUGGAGAUAUCACGCUGCUGCAGUAAUAACAUGAAUUAUUGAUAGGAGAACAGAGGCAGGACGUGGCAUUCGGCUGUUAAUGUGUUGCCUUGCGUUUUAGCACAGUCAUAAAAGGCGCCGUCGAGAAGUUUACGCGCGCUCAUUGACAGGCUUCGGGGCGAAACGGGACGCGGCCCGCGGGCCCACGGUUCUCUGCCCAAGGUUCUGAAGCCCGUUUGAAACCUGAAAACGCGAAAACUUCAGCUCAACUGUUAGAAAGUCACAGUCACUAAAGUUUGCCAGGAAUCAGGUCGGUGGCUUUUAGUUUUUUUCAAACUGACUUACUGUAUUAAUGAUUGAACAAUUACCAAGAACACAGUCGAGUUUUUCAACAUUCGCCGCAGCCCCUGUUCAUUUCUGGGUUCUGCGGCUUCUCAGAAACCUCUUGCACAGAAACUGCUGCACGUUUCUUAAUUCGACACUAUUUGCUUCAGCAUUUCUCAAUCAAAUACGAUUUGUGCAAAACCACGCGCCGCCGAGCUGAUGGACGGGGCCCGGUUCUGGAGCGGCCCGCUUCAUAGACUGAUUGUAUUCCAGACUGUGUUGACAGCUGCUGAAUUGCUCUCACCUGUUGUGCUUCGCUCUCGAGCAGAACAAGUCUCCGAACAGGAGUUGUUGACGCUCGCGUCGCUCAGCUGAUUGAUACAGAGGCAGCGACGGAGUGCUUUUACGGCUCUGGUGAACUCGCCGAGCAGCCUCGCUCCGAGACGCAUCCAGCGACUUGUUUUGGUGUAAAAUGAAGAGAGGCGGAGUAUUUCACGGCUGCGCCGCUACUGUAGAUUGCGUCAAAGUACAGUAUCGCAUUCCGCACAGAUCCAGUACAAUUUGGCGACUGGCUGCAGGCUGAAUGCUGCUUACUGUUGCUCUACAUUAUUCAGAUGGCCUGCUUUUCUGAAGGCAGGAACAGCAGUCAGUUUUUCAUUGCAUGGAAAGCCAGUUACAACCACCCGCCACCACUUGACAGCUGAAGACAGCUCAUUAUAAGAAGACCGAAAACCCAUGUUUGAUGUUUCUACUUAGUGAGGGAGGCACAGCUAUAUCAAGCUAUCCCUCACAGGCUUUUCCUUUAUAAGGAAAUACUGUCUCCAACUGCUUGGGAUUUGAUACGCCUGUAGUUGCAGAUGAUGUGAGAACUGAAAAUGGAUAAUUGUAUAGACAGAGCACUCAGAGAGAAUCUGAAAAGAAGCCAUAAAGUCAUGUGUUUGUUUUCAGCGUUGUGGUAAAAUUAUCCGUUAAUAGACGGAGAUGGUUGUAAAAAACGCCCAAAGACGUGGACGGGAUGUUUUCAGCCUCGCAGCCGAGGGAAUUACGGCAGUGGAUCAUUUAGAUUAAAGCAGAUUGUUUCGCCGCAGCUGUUUUUGUGCCCAUACCUACAAUGCACGAAUGGAGCAAAACGGCACAAAUGACUGUUAUUUUAAUGGCAGUAAUGUGCAGGCGGCUUGACAGGAAAUAUGUACGUGCACCCAGAUGCCUCCUAAAUUGAAGAUAACCAAGCACGAGGUCAUUGCAGUGUCUGAGAAGGUGAUUGUGCGCUUGGAGGACCUGGUGAAGUGGACGGUACCGGACUUCUCAGGAUGGGCCCACGGUCUGAAAGCGGAGCCUCUCAAAGCCUCCGUGCUCCGGGAGCUGGGGACCAACGGGAGGCGAGAGGCCCUCCACCGCUACAGAGAAAGCACCCUGACCAGCGGACUCAACUUCAAGGAUGUCCAAAGGGAGAGGGCACAGCUAGGCCAGGAGGAGGACGGACGCAAGGUUCUGGUGCUCAGCUACCCGCAGUACUGCCGCUACCGCUCGGUCCUGGCCCGGCUCCGGGAGCAGCCGUCGUCCCUGCUCAUCGACCACACGGUGCUGGCGCUGGGCGGCAUCGCGGCGCUGGGCGGCAGCACCCGCAUCCUGUACUGCCGGGACACCUUCGAGCACGCCGCCCUGCUGCACAACGAGAGCGUCUGCGACGAGUUCGCGCCCAACCUGAAGGGGCGACCGCGGAAGAAAAAGCUGUCCAUUUCUCAGAGGAGGGACUCCCAGGGUCAGGCUCAGGGUCAAGGGUCAUCAGGGUCAAGCCAGGGGUCAACGGCGGUGGCAGCACAGGAUCCUUGCAGCCCGGAGAGCAAAGCUACUACAAAGGUCAAGCCCAACUGUAAAACGGUACCCAACGGAAAAAUAACCCCGGCAGCCAAGCAUAAGGCCAACAACCUCAGCAGGAAAGCCUCCGCCGAGGAGAAGGAGAAAGGCAGGGAGAAGGAGCGGGAGCGGGAGGAGAGGAGCGAGAAGGAGGAGAAGGACGAGGAAACAUCAGAGGAGACGCGAGCGGAGGAGCAGGCUUUCUUAGUGUCGCUCUACAAGUACAUGAAAGACAGAGACACGCCCAUAGAGAGGAUCCCCUUCCUCGGCUUCAAACAGAUCAACCUUUGGACAAUGUUUCAAGCCGCUCAGAAACUGGGAGGAUAUGAGCUGAUCACGGUGCGCCGACAGUGGAAGCACGUAUAUGAUGAAUUGGGCGGGAACCCCAGCAGCACGAGCGCCGCCACGUGUACGCGGAGACACUACGAGAGGCUCCUCCUUCCUUACGAGAGGCACAUGAAAGGUGAACAGGACAAACCUCUGCCCUUGACCAAACCCAGGAAGCAGGAGGGCAGCCAGGAGAAGGCCCCGGGAGCCAAAGUCAAAGGAGUGGGUGCCAAAAAGCUCAAAGGCAGCAAUCUCAAACUGGGGAUUAAAAAGGAGCGAGGGGAGACGGUAAAAGGCCAAGAACAAUCACAGGACUCCAGUGGGAAAGAGGAGAAUCAGGAGCAGUCCACAGCCAUAAAGAAGGAGGUUUCUCUAGAAGACGAACCCAUUGUCAUAGAGGAGGAGGAGCUGCAUGUCACCCUAAAAAAAGAGGAGUCCUUGGCGUUGGAGCCGCCAUCGUUGUUCGGCCCCAAAGAGCCGGACUACAGAGCCUCACACGCUGGCGCCCCCCUCCACACGGGGCCCAGCGCCCAGCCUGAAUGGAGGCAAAUGAGCGAGGCCCUCAAAGUAAAACUCUCAUGUGAACAGCAAGGCGAAGGGCAUUUCAUCCCUAAAACGCCCUACCUGCCUCACCGCUGGGACCAGAACAAACCUGCAGGACACGUUGCUCUGCCCGAGCCCUCCACCAGGGGCAAGGACUCCACAGACACUCAUGGGGGGAGAGUGGGCAAGGUGCUGCCCAUGUGUAAGCAGACAGACAGGCAGUGCAUAGACUUGAGCACAGAUUCCUUCCCGGAGAAAGAGGACUGUGGCGUCAUAAAGAAGGAGUCUCCUCAGACAGCUGCCUACUGCAAAGCCAGCCAGGGGGUCAUGUCUCCUCUGGCCAAGAAGAAGUUCCUUUCUCAGGUGUGCGAGUCCAACCCGUUCUCCUACACCUCCAGUCCUCUCCAGCCUCCGCCGCCCGCGGCCUCCUCCUCUCUCCCGGUCAUAUCAGUGCUGGAACGGGAGAAGGAGAAGAGGAAGGGCGAGGAGGAGGCGGCGGGCCUCAGACCCGGGUGCGACGGCGCCCCGGAGGCGGCGCCCGCCUUCAGGCCGUCCGUCAUCCAACACGCGCAGAGCAGCAAACCCCACCAACAGGCCGCCAGCAGCUCCUCCGAGAGGAGCGGCGCCGGGGAGCUGGGCGAGCUGUCGGACUCUUACGGCUGUCGGACGAGCCACCGCAUGCAGCCGCCGGUCAACCCGCCGUGGCAGCCAUACCUCCCCCGGAGCCACGGCCCGGACGGAGGGGAGAAACCCGGGGACACGCUACUCCCGGGCCCGGCCGCUCAGCCCCGGGGCUACGGAGGCGACUGCUACUCCUCCCCCCACCUCCACAGCCUGUACAGGCAGACGGAGAGCUGCCUGAACCAGGAGAGGAUUGCGGGCUUUGCCAAUGGGGAGCGGAGGGAGCACUACAGCAGGGAGCGUGAAGGCGCCCAGAGCUUUGUCUGUGGGGGCUUGGAGCAGGAGGGCCUGGCCUACAGGUCCCACUACAGCGACAGGACUCAAACGCACGGGGAGAGCAGAGAGGCGGACGACGAGCCCAGAGACUUCACCAUUCCUAAGCCGCUCUCUCAGAGGGUGUCCUCCUUCUCCAAGCCCUCCUUCUGCGGCCUCCCGUAUUCCAUGAUGCACCAGGGUUUGGAAUCUCACCCCAAGGCCUGCAGAGUGCCUCCGAUGACCAUCACGCCCCCCAAACAGAGCCCGGCAGAGCCGUCGCAAUCCUUCCCCAGCCCCAAAGCCUCCAACGGCGCGUCCCUCGCCAGCCCCGUCCGACCCAGCAAGCGGAGCCUGGUGGAGCUGGAUAGCGAGGAACUCCCGGAGCGCAAGGUUCGAGUGGUGACGCCCAUCCACCCCGCCGCCUCCAUCCGCUGCAGCGACCCGGAGGAGCUGAAGCCAGCGGAGCCGGCUCACGCCGUCCACCUCAACAACCACCUGCCCGAGGGCCACCCCAGCCCCGCCUUCCCCCCGCCCCACGCCGCUCACCUGUACCCGGGCAUGUACCCGCACGGCAGCCUGGUGACCGCGGCGGCCCCGGACGGGCUCCAGCAGCACCCGGGCCUCCAGUACCUGAAGAGCCAGUCGGCGGUGUCCCCCCUCAUGCCGCCACUGGCCUUCCACUCCAUGAUGCUCCACAGGCAGCUGCUGGCCUCCAGCCCCAGCCCGCACCACUUCUACCGGCACCCGGGGGGGGCGGCCCUGUACACCGACCUGUUGCACCACCUCUACCCUCUGUCCACACUCCCACCGCCACAGCUGUCCUCAGUGCACCCCAGCACCAGACUGUGAGGGGAGCGGGGCCACUCGCGCCCCCCUUCAUCCUCAGACGUUGUUUUUAGCCUCUUCGUGUCGGUCGUAGCUCUGGGAUUGGGCUCGGCCGGAGGAAAACACUUUAGCUGAUUGCAGACUGAUAAACUCAUCAGUCAGGCGGACGGAGAAAUUCCAUUUCCUUUUUUAUUUGUGUAUGCAUUUGUUUAUAUACUUUGCACUGUUGUUUAUUUUUUAUCACCACUUACUGUAUCAUUUUUCCCGUAUCCUUAUUUGCACAGUGCUCGUGUGUGUGCUCGCGUAUCUCUUUGGCGCUCUCAAUCACCGCGAGUCAGGGUGUUGCUCUGGACGUGUGACAAGUGGAGGGCAACAGAGAAAAGCCAUUUGUUUACUGCGUCUGAGGGCUAAACUUUGUUGCUUAGAAACACUACAAGUAACACGACAACGUCAAUGAAAUUCCUUCUCCAGCCGAGGUGUGUUCACCGUCACAAGUCCGGAGCGCAUUAUUACGGCAGUGGCGGCGGUGUGUUUACAUGUCUGCACGCUGGGUUGCCUGUUCUGGAAGCGGUUGCCUGUUUGUGCCACAGUAAAUGCACCCGGACUCCUCGGAAACAGACGCUAACACUCGGUGUGGUGCUGCAUACAGUAGAAUACUGUAGGAUAGUUUCAUUAUAACAUCCAGAGGUGCUGUGUAUGACAGAUGUACUGUAGACUCACUUUUCACUCGGUUCAGGUUGUGUUCGCCAUGUACGGUUCACAUACAGCAGAAGCAGUAGUCACGUUUGAUCUGUCGAGCCGUUACGAAUGUUUUUCGUUUUUUACUUUCAAAACAUUAUCUGACCUGAAAAAAUCCCAUGUGAUGAGUCGACUGUAGCGGUUUGUUUUUGUCUGCAGGACCAGCAUAAUGAAGCAGCCGUCUGCUGUGGAAUGCUCGCCACACGAAAUCAACAUUUCAUCUUUUUGUUCUCGACUUGAAAAGCUCUUUUAUUGGUGAACAGACUCUUUUAUUCCACACGCUGAAAAGACUCACUGUAUGAUUUGAUAGGAAUGUCGUCACUUAGGAUAUUAUUGCUUCGCAAAUAUCUGUGCCUUUCGCAGUCUUGGAUUAGAGUUAGCACUACAGUUGUUAAGGCUCAUCUUCUGUAGCAGGAUAGAAAUAUCAAUAUUACUGUCACUCGUAUGAGACGCAGCGCACAUUCAUGCAAAAGCUAUGGGACACCAGACCUAACUAACCUGGUAAGGCACAAAAUGUAGGGUUUGUCGGCAGUUAUGCAUUAACCUGAUGGUUAAUAUAUGUGUUUAAAUAAAUAUAUUUACUUAGCUUAACUGUGUCAGGUUGUCAAUUAUAGCGGACCCUGAAGAGAUUUACUGAUAUUGCCGAUACUGACACAAGCCUGGUGUCUGUCAUCUGCAGGGCAUGUGUGCUCUGUGUGUUUUCUAGCCACGAUGAAAAGGUACCAGACUCCAUAAAUUAUGCCUACCGUGCCCCACAGCCCGAGGCAGAAAGACAACACCUGCUCUGGCGCUUCACAGCCACUAUAAUUGCAAUGCAGGAUCGUCGAACUACACGGUGAGCGCGUCUGAUGUUCCAAAAGAAGAAAAGAUAGCUGUAAAUGUCUAUGUGUAAAGUUUUACUGAACUCUUAGAUCAAGACAUUCAUUUUUGAUUAAGUACUGUACACUGCUGUGUGUAGGUAAAGCUGGCGUUAGUGCUGGGCCCUGUACAGAACAUGCAUAUGGGAUCAAUCCAUAACAGCCCCUCUCUCCGGUCUUACUCCUCUGUAAAUAGCACUGUAGAUAGUAACGCGUGGUUGUUAUCAUAUAAACUGUUAUAAUCUGUAAAUAGUAUAAAAAAAACAGUAUAAAGUCGGUUACACAAUCUAGCUGUGCUCUUGUUUGCUCAUGAUCAUGUUAAACACUACAGUUACAGAAUUAGGAUCCUCUUGGUUGUCUUUCCACUUUUUUUUCCCCCUCCACGCAAUUUUCCAUUAAUGUGCAUUCUGAAAGUGUUUUUGAUACGGUAGCCAUCUGUUUACCAAUCACCCAGCUGGCGAGCGAGACAAAAAAUAAAGACAUUUUGUAUGAUAUGACCUCCUGUAUAUUUAAUUAAAAUAUUUUACUAUCUAUA